UUUCCCGUUAUCUUCUACGGCCUCGCUCGACGCCCUUCUUCCUCUCCAAAUCCAAAUCGCCGAGCCAUGAAAUUCUACUCCCUUCACCAAUCAAAUCGCUGAUGGAUUUGCUUUUCGUCCCCGCUUCCUUCUCUCCCACGACCCUCGUUGUCAAACCCUCCGUCCUCCUCUCCCCUCGCGCUUCCCAUAAGCCACCGCCGGAAGCUGCAGCAGCCGCCGCCGCGCCGCUAUCCUCCGCCACCAUUCGCCGCCCCCUGAACCCUCCAUUCCGGCAAACAUCCCCUGUUGAGCCUGACACCGCCCCUUCGACCGCUCUUAAACCCUCCACCACCAACCCCUUGGCACCGAAGCUCUGGCUUUCCAGUAAGCUCUCUCCUCCACCUCCUCCUCCGCCGCUGCCACCGACCCCUCCGGUGGAAACCCUGCCAUCGGAUUCCGAUGUCGAAGGUCCCCCCUCGCCUGCUGUUAAUCCCGAUUCCAUGGCCGACACUGCCAAAUAUCGUGUUAAAGGAAAGAUUUUUGUGGGGAAUCUGCCGCGGUUGGACGACGGGAGUCAGCAGAGGGCGAGGAAGGAAGAGAAAAUGAACUGGGUAGCAGGGUCGGAUCGUAGGGAGUACAAGUCGAAGUGGCAUGUGGAGAGGGGGAAUGCUAGCAAUAGAUUUGUGAAGGUUUUGGACACUAAGCCAGAGGUUUGGCAAGCGGUAGUGUCGGCGUUUGAUAAAAUACCGAAGCCCUCUUUAGGAGAUUAUCUCUUGAUGGUCAAGUAUUAUGCCAGAAGAGGUGAUAAACAUCAUGCACGAGCAACUUUUGAGAGCAUGAGAGCAAGAGGAAUUGAACCAGAUGAACGCAUAUUUACAAGCCUUGUUCACGCUUAUGCAGUUGCCAGAGAUAUGCAUGGGGCUUUGUCUUGCGUUGAUGAAAUGAAGACUGAGGGUGUUGAGUUGACUUUGUCUUGCUAAAGUCCUCGAUGCUGAAUCUGCAGAUAUCUACUUCAAAGAGGCAAAGCAAUAGUUUUCUUCCUUGAAUGGCGGCGUAAUAUACAGCAACAUCAUUUACGCACAUUGUCAAAGUGACAACAUGUCUCAAGCUGAAGUUUUGGUUCGAGAAAUGGAAGAACAAGGAACGGAUGUUUCUAUUAACAUAUAUCACACAAUGAUGGAUGGUUAUACCAAUAUUCGAGAUGAGAAGAAAUGUUUAAUUGUGUUUGAUAGGCUUAAGGUAACGAAACAUUCUGUAUAUUUGUAUUCUAAUUCAUGGAAUUUUUAUUUUUUUUCUUGUUUUUGGUCUGAAGAUUUGGAGUCAAUUCACAUAUCUUGUAUCCUCAUGCAUUUCUUGCUACA
Molecule: messenger RNA, 1340 nt
Organism: Zingiber officinale
Lineage: Eukaryota; Viridiplantae; Streptophyta; Magnoliopsida; Zingiberales; Zingiberaceae
Product: pentatricopeptide repeat-containing protein At5g04810, chloroplastic-like
Exons: 5
Coding region: 102-959 (285 amino acids)
Molecular function (GO): protein binding
Source: RefSeq, a predicted model, not a curated record